Sesamum indicum (sesame) is the source of this 956-nucleotide messenger RNA. RefSeq names its product heat shock 22 kDa protein, mitochondrial. NCBI's taxonomy places the organism in Eukaryota, Viridiplantae, Streptophyta, Magnoliopsida, Lamiales, Pedaliaceae. The record is from RefSeq and is a predicted model, not a curated record.
AUAAUCCACUCGCGUACCUUCUACACACUGCUCCUCCUCCCUUUAAAUCUCGCUUCUACCCCACUGCCCCCCCGUCGCACAUCUCACUUGCAACUCACGCGCUGUCUUCGCUUAAACCCUUGCCAAAACCUCAUCGCUUUCGUCUUCUCCAAGCUUUCAAUCGCACGUCGCAACUGAAAUGGCGUCCUCUCUAGCUCUGAAGAAGCUCCUCUCCUCCAACCUCGCCGCCAGGUCGUUCCGUCCGGCUCGCGCUGUAGCUCAGCCGGCUUCCUUCCGACUCUUCAACAGCAACGCCGUUCGCGAGUAUGACAGCGACGACCGCGAUGUGGACGUAGACCGCCGUCCUGAUCGUCGCGUCUUUUCUCCCUUCGCAGGAGUAUUUGAUCCGUUCUCCACGAGGAGCAGCCUUAGUCAAAUCUUGAACAUGAUGGACCAAUUCAUGGAAUCCCCUGUCACUUCCAGCAUUCGCCGUAACUGGGAUGCCAGGGAAACUGCUGACGGGCUCCACCUGCGCAUGGAUAUGCCUGGGUUAGACAAGGAGGAUGUGAAAGUCUCGGUGGAGCAGAAUACUCUGAUCAUCAAAGGCGAGGGCAAGAAGGAAUUCGAGGAAGAGGAGCAUGGAAGGAGGUACAGUAGCAGGAUUGAUCUGCCAGAGAGACUCUACAAGACCAAUGAGAUCAAGGCUGAGAUGAAAAAUGGUGUUCUGAAAGUGUUUGUGCCCAAGAUCAAGGAAGAGGAGAGGUCUGAUGUUUUCCAUGUGAGUGUUGAGUGAAUGGUACGUAGUGUCCUUUUAGCAGCAGAGAUAGGUGAUGGAACGAAACUGUCAAUAAAAUAAGCGAGAGUUGUCUGUUUCUUGUACUUCUGCGUUCAGUUUUAACUUUAAGCAUAUCGAAUAUCUUGAGACAGCUUCUUAAUUUUGUCAUGGGAUCACUUUUCUCUUUCUUGGAUCAGUUCAA